AAUGAGACGUGUAUGUUUACAAUCCACAUACUGAUCUUACCUUACUCGCAAAGAAGAGUUCCACAUACCUACUGUUUCCUGUUUACUGACUAGCCGCUAGAUUGAUUACUUUCCCUACAUUUAUUAAAAAAGCAUAAAUCUACAACAUGGGGAAGCAUAAGAAACAUAAGCAUGGACAUCGAAGCAGCAGCAGCAGCAGUAGUAGCAGCAGCUCAAGCUCAGAUGAAGAAUUUAAACAUCUUCCUAAAGCCGAGAGGAAAAUGAGGAAGAAAAUGAAGAAACAGAUGAAAAAGGGAAAGAUGCCUCAUGGUAUGGGAAUGCCUUCAACCCAUGGCUCUGGUUACCCAGGAGUAGUGGUCUCAGGUGGUGGUGGAUACCCAGCAGGAAGUUACCCCCCAGGCCAGGGGGGCAUGCCACCAGGUGGCGCUGGGUACCCAGCGGGCGGAGCAGGCUAUCCGUCAGGUGGGGCAGGUUAUCCAAUGGGUGUUGCUCCAGCACCUGGGGUGCCACCACCUGCGGGAUAUUCAGCUGGUGGAUUUGUUCCAGCUGGCGGUGCCCCGGGGUAUCCUGCCCCCCCUCAGCCUUCCUACCCCCAGGCACCCGGGGGAAGUUAUCCAGGACAAGUACCACCUCCUGCUCAAUACCCUGGUGGAGCCCAAUCAGCUGGUUACCCUGGGCAACAGCCAAGUCAAGGUGGUUACCCUGGGCAACAGCCUACAUCCUCCAGUGGUUACCCAACACAGGCCGGUUAUCCUACCCAGCCCGGGGGUUACCCAGGGCAGCAACAGGCUGGAGGUUACCCCGGGCAACAACAGCCUGGAGCUUACCCAGGGCAGCAGCCUCCACCUGCACAGGUGGGGGUACCUGGACAGCAGUCAUAUGCUCCUCAAGGACAACAGGGAUAUGGACAGCAGACACCAGGAGGAGUGGCUUCUGCCACAGCAGGAAUGGGUAACAUGCAGAUAGGAGGGGGAGCCAUGGGAGAUAUUCCACGCCCGACGAUUCGACCAGCCAAUCCAUUCAACUGUGAGAGAGACACUCAGGUCCUCCGAACUGCCAUGAAAGGAUUAGGCACUGAUGAGAAGGCCAUUAUAGAUGUAAUCAGCCAUACAUCUAACAAACAAAGACAGGAAAUUCUCAUCAUGUUCAAAACCAUGUAUGGAAAGGAUUUGAUUUCGGAUUUGAAGUCUGAAUUGUCAGGGGAUUUGGAGGAAUUGAUUCUUGCUUUGUUUAAGUCCACUGACUACUAUGAUGCAUGGUGCCUGAAUAAAGCUAUGAAGGGAGUUGGAACCAGGGAAUCAAUUCUGAUAGAAAUUUUGUGCACAAGAACAAAUGCUGAGAUCAGAGGCAUCAAAGCCGCAUACAAACAACACUUUGGUCGAGAGCUGGAGGCAGACUGUGUAAAUGAAACAAGCGGACAUUUCAAAAGGCUGCUAGUGUCGUGUUGCCAGGCAAACAGGUCGGAGUUGACAGACAGUCAAAGGCAGAUGUUGAUGCAGCGUGGGCCAGAAGCUGUGGUAGACCGGGCACAAGCCCAGCAAGAUGCCCAGAAACUGUAUGAGGCUGGCGUCAAAAAGUUUGGAACUGACGAGUCUGCUUUCUUGGCUGUUCUUUCAAUCAGACAUGAAUUUCAACUGAGAGCCACAUUUGAGGAGUACCAGAAACUCUCUGGAAAGGAUAUCUUGAGUUCAAUAAGUUCAGAGAUGUCAGGAGAUCUUGAAGAUGGAUUUAAAGCAAUAGUCAUGAGUGCAAAGAACAGGCCAAAGUUCUUCUCGGACAAGCUUCACAAGGCAAUGAAUAGGAUAGGAACUGAUGACUCCACCCUGAUCAGGAUCAUUGUAUCUCGCUCAGAGAUUGAUUUACAGAACAUCAAGGAUCAGUAUAUGAGGGAUCAUGGGAAGACCCUCCAUGCCGCUGUAUCCUCAGAGACCAGUGGGGACUACAAGAAACUAUUGCUGGCUCUGAUUGGCCAAUAGACAUCAUACUUCUGAUUGGCCAAUAGAUAAAUUUAUUGUUAACCUCUUACUUCUGCUAGGCCAAUAGACAACACUUAUAACCUCUUCCUUAUCAAAUUGACUGACAUACGUUUCUUAACUUUUGAGAAUGUAUUGUUAUGAAAUUGAAAAUUGUAAAGUAACUGUAAAACCUUGAAGUUUAAUGCUAGCUUAAAUAGGAUAUAGACUUAUAGUUUAUAUACAUAUCUUUGUAACUUUUUAUAAUACCCUUGUUGUGCAUUUAUAUAUAAUAUGGAAGUUGUGAGGAUUUUAAUUCCAUCCUUUUU
Molecule: messenger RNA, 2281 nt
Organism: Saccostrea cuccullata (small rock oyster)
Lineage: Eukaryota; Metazoa; Mollusca; Bivalvia; Ostreida; Ostreidae
Product: annexin A7-like
Exons: 15
Coding region: 147-1976 (609 amino acids)
Cellular component (GO): nucleus; cytoplasm
Molecular function (GO): calcium-dependent phospholipid binding; calcium ion binding
Source: RefSeq, a predicted model, not a curated record